UCAUAGAUCAAAUCAAGUAUCCGUGGCUUUUAUUGUGAACCAUCUCAAAAACAUGGCCAAAAUAGAAUGGAUUAAUAUUUUUCACAUAUCAAAGCAAGACUAAUAUUAAUUGGACAUUUAAGAGAUUGAAAAUCUUAAUCAAUGCAUUCUUAGUAGGUAAACUGGAUAAAUUAAAAAUUUUAUUAUUGAUUCAACAGGAAUAAGAACCUGAUACCAUGUUUAGCAAGAUAGAAUUUAUAAUAAAUUGAAAGAGUUUGCCAAUAAAAACAAAAAAAU
This is a messenger RNA of Paramecium octaurelia, 276 nucleotides long. NCBI's taxonomy places the organism in Eukaryota, Ciliophora, Oligohymenophorea, Peniculida, Parameciidae. The record is from the annotation of a GenBank genome assembly.